CAAACAUAAGGUUUUUAAAUCUUUCCAAUAAUGGUUGCCGAACGUGAUACCUGAGUAGAAGCAUGGAUAACGUUGAAUACUGAGUACAGUUUUCGCCAUGAUUUCUUCAAACGUGGUCCUCCUCAGCUUAUUGGCAGUAACAGUAACAUGCGAGGACCUGGACUUCCCCCCAGGGUUCCAGUUCGGGGCCGCAUCAGCAGCGUACCAGGUGGAAGGUGCUUGGAAUGUCAGUGAUAAAUCCGAAAGUAUAUGGGACAGGCUGAUCCGUGACAAGCCUGAACUCAUCGCUGACAGAUCCACCGGAGAUGUGGCCUGCGACUCCUACCACCUCUGGAGACGCGACAUCGAGAUGGCCGCAGAUCUUGGCUUGCACUUCUACCGCAUGUCCAUAUCCUGGCCGCGACUGCUGCCGAACGGUUUCACUAACAAGAUCAGCGAGGACGGAUUCAACUACUACAACAACCUGAUCGAUGGACUUCUUGAGAAGGGCAUUCAGCCGAUGGUGACGCUGUACCACUGGGAUCUGCCGCAAAGUCUACAGGAUCUAGGCGGUUGGACUAAUCCCCUCAUCGUGGACUGGUUUGGGAACUACGCUCGCGUCGUCUUCACCUUAUUCGGAGACAGGGUGAAGACCUGGAUUACCAUCAACGAACCCUUGCUCAUGUGCGACGUGCCAUACAACACUGGUACUAUGGCACCGGCUAUUUUAGACCCCGACGUGGGCGCCCACCUCUGCGCCAAGAACGUCCUUAUGGCCCACGCUAAAGCUUGGAGAAUUUAUGAUAAGGAGUUCAGGCCGAAGUACCAUGGGGAAUUAUCGCUGGCCAAUCAAUUGAUAUGGUAUGAACCUUUCUCCCCUGAGGAUAAAGAAAUAACGGAUACAGCCAGGGAGUUCAUGGCAGGCCGUUACUCCCAUCCGAUAUAUUCAAAGGAGGGCGGCUGGCCACCGGUUACUGAAAAAAUCAUGGCUGAAAACAGCAAAGCAAAGGGAUAUAAAGAGUCAAACCUGCCAGCAUUUACUAAGGAAGAAAUUGAGUUCGUGAAAGGUACGUUCGACUACUACGCUGUGAACUACUACACCAGCAGGCUGACACGCAGGGCGAAGGAGGGUGAAGAAUUUGGUGCCUUCCCCCUGUCAGACGUGCCAGACAUCGGAGCUAAAUACGAAAUAAAUCCAGAUUGGAAAUCUACAUCUUCAUCGUGGUUUUUUGUAUAUCCCGAAGGUUUACGUAACCAGAUCGUAUGGCUAAGGGAGCAAUAUGGCGAUAUGAAGUUCAUAAUCACAGAAAACGGAUACCCACGUCUCAAUGGAUUAGAUGACACCGACAGAAUAGACUAUUACACCGAACAUCUAACACAGGUAUUACGAGCCAUUAAAGAAGACGGUGUUAACAUCACAGGAUACACAGCGUGGACCCUUAUGGACAACUUCGAAUGGGAGGACGGGUACAACUCGAGGUUCGGCCUCUAUGAAGUGGACUUCACGUCUCCAGAACGAACUAGGACUCCCAGAGCAUCCGCCGAAUUCUACAAGAAACUAAUACAACGACACUCUUUGAAUGCGUUUGAAGACCAUCAGCUGUUUUCCUACUUUCGCAGCUUGUUGGCAGUAACAGUAACAUGCGAGAACCUGGACUUCCCCCCAGGGUUCCAGUUCGGGGCCGCAUCAGCAGCGUACCAGGUGGAAGGCGCUUGGAAUGUCAGUGAUAAAUCCGAGAAUAUAUGGGACAGGCUGGUCCAUGAGAAGCCUCAUCUCAUCUCCGACCGAUCCACCGGUGAUGUGGCCUGCGACUCCUACCACCUCUGGAGACGCGACAUCGAGAUGGCCGCAGAUCUUGGCCUGCACUUUUACCGAAUGUCCAUAGCCUGGACGCGACUGCUGCCAAACGGUUUCGCUAACAAAAUCAGCGAGGACGGACUCAACUACUAUAACAACCUGAUCGACGGACUGCUUGAGAAGGGCAUUCAGCCGAUGGUGACGCUGUACCACUGGGAUCUGCCGCAAAGUCUGCAGGAUUUAGGCGGCUGGACCAACCCCCUCAUCGUGGACUGGUUCGGAGACUACGCUCGCGUCGCCUUCUCCCUAUUUGGAGACAGGGUGAAGACCUGGAUCACCAUCAACGAACCCUUGGUCAUCUGCGACGUGCCAUACAACACUGCUAGUAUGGCACCGGCUAUUCUAGACCCUGACGUGGGCGCCCACCUCUGCGCCAAGAACAUUAUCAUGGCCCACGCUAAAGCUUGGAGGAUUUAUGAUAAGGAGUUCCGGACGAAGUACCAUGGUGAAUUAUCGCUGGCCAAUCAUUUGAUAUGGUACGAACCAUUCACUCCUGAGGAUGAGGAAAUAACGAAUGCAGCCAGAGAGUACAUGGUAGGCCGUUACUCUCAUCCGAUAUACUCAAAGGAGGGCGGCUGGCCGCCGGUUAUAGAAAAAAUGAUGGCUGAGAACAGCAAGGCAAAAGGAUACAGAAAGUCAAACCUGCCAGCAUUCACUAAAGAAGAAAUUGAGUUCGUUAGAGGUACGUUCGACUUCUACGCUGUGAACCACUACACCAGCAGGCUGAUACGCAGGGCGAAGGAGGGUGAGGAAUUUGGUGCCUACCCAUUGGGAGACGUGCCAGACGUCGGAGCUAAAUAUGAAAUAAAUCCUGAUUGGAAAUCUACAACUUCCUCGUGGUUCUUUGUAUAUCCCGAAGGUUUGCGAAAUCAGAUCUUAUGGUUAAGGAAGCAAUACGGUGACAUGAAGUUUAUCGUCACAGAAAACGGAUACGCGCGGUUAAAGGGAGUAGAUGACACAGACAGAAUAGAAUAUUACACUGAAUAUUUAAAACAGCUACUACGAGCCAUCAAAGAAGACGGGGUGAACAUCACUGGGUACACAGCGUGGACCCUCAUGGACAACUUCGAAUGGAUGGACGGUUACAUCUCCAGGUUCGGCCUCUACGAAGUGGACUUCUCGUCUCCAGAACGGACUAGGACUCCUAAAGCAUCUGCAGAGUUCUACAAAAAUUUAAUACGACACAACUCUCUGAGCAUUUAUGAUGAAUUGUGAUUAUAGAAAUAUAAUGAUUUUACUUGUAUUAUGUACAGGGUCUUCUAAAAUCUAUACCCUUAUUCAUAGACGUUAUUUAUCUAAGGACGGAGCAUUACUAUGAUACAAGUCUGUUUCUCAGAUUUGUUUAUCUGACAGCUUGCUGUUUGUUCAGCUUUGUUUAUCUGACAGCCAACUAGAUUCAAGUUGUAUCUCAAUAUUAGCCAAUCACGACGGCCCUAUGUCUACGCACUGCGAAGGCUGCCGUGUCGUCUGCACUGAGAGACAGACUUGUUACUACAGUAAUGCUCCGUCCUUAGAUAAAUAACGUCUAUGAAUAAGGGGGUAAAACAAUAUAUUAAGAAUGCAGUUUGUAGAUUUUCUGAAUCCAAUGUACAAAUACUCUGCACACGCAUUUUGUAAAUUGUUGUAUUUUGGCAGAUUACACGUCAAAAUUUAUUUAUGUGUGAAUUUAUAAAAUUUGAAACACCGGCGUGUGGAAUAAUAAACUAAACUUUAUAUUCAUAAAAUAUACUUAACCGAAUAAUGCAACAAAUAAUUACACUUACCCAGUCCUAGAUUUGUAAACAGGUGCGGCAGAUUUCAGAGUACGCUAACUCUAUUCAAUAAAUCAUUCGUUUAUUUAACUUUAGUGCCUUCCAUAAUACAAACAAACGGAAAAUUAUUAAGUAUUUUAGAAACCUAAAUACAAACAUAAACCUACCUACAUGGGACGGCGAAAAUAAAAAGUCCUAUACUCAUAAAAAAUAUAAAUCCAGCAAUUACCACGGCCCCGGGGUGUCUUGUUGCACUAAGAUAACUGCACGGGACCGUUCCUGUGCGAUACCACGGCCCACUCUGUACAGGGGAUUCAGAUGUUCCCGAACUGAACCUGACGCUUUCGGUGCAUACAAUAAAAGGAACCACGCAUUGCCGGCCUCCUCGCAGUCGCUUAGAGUACCGCGACUCCCUCUUAUCCCUCUUACGACAUACAGAGAGGACCAUGGCGGAAUUCUCUAGAUGCCCAUAGACCACAGGGCACAAGACACAGAUGUUUAAUAAAAAUUAUUGUGUAUGCGCACCGCUAGAUGGCGACACCUUACAUAUUCAAUAUAAUUAACACACUAACUGGUUUCCAUAUGUAUAUUAUAAUUCUCUUUGCAAAAUGGUAAAGUACGUUGUUACUGCCGCUAUCCUAGCCGAUGACAUCGGGCGUUUCCGCAAGUAUUCGGCUGCGCGGGCAGACUGGCAGAAGAGAAGAUAUGUCACGGGACGACUAUUCUAUUAUUCUCUCUGGUUGGAAGUUGUCAAAAAAAUUAUAAAAUUGUAUUCUCUAAUUAUUUUUGCUAAUAUAAUGUUUAAUACUGUAAAAGAGCGUUUAACAAUAUGUUGCACUUUCUAAUUAGUAAUAUUGAAGUAAUAGAGUCCUUUCUAGGUAGUCUAAGUUUAAACCUUCUAUGUAUUAAUAUUUGAAAUAAUCAUGAAAAUAAAAAUACCAUAU
Manduca sexta (tobacco hornworm) is the source of this 4532-nucleotide messenger RNA. Its product is annotated as lactase-phlorizin hydrolase. Gene Ontology annotation, molecular function: beta-glucosidase activity. The coding region runs from base 98 to 3052 and encodes 984 amino acids. Gene Ontology annotation, biological process: carbohydrate metabolic process. Lineage: Eukaryota; Metazoa; Arthropoda; Insecta; Lepidoptera; Sphingidae. The transcript is spliced from 18 exons. The record is from RefSeq and is a predicted model, not a curated record.